Tupaia belangeri chinensis (Chinese tree shrew) is the source of this 1182-nucleotide messenger RNA. Its product is annotated as ficolin-1-like. Gene Ontology annotation, molecular function: signaling receptor binding; antigen binding; carbohydrate derivative binding. Gene Ontology annotation, biological process: complement activation, lectin pathway. NCBI's taxonomy places the organism in Eukaryota, Metazoa, Chordata, Mammalia, Scandentia, Tupaiidae. The record is from RefSeq and is a predicted model, not a curated record. The transcript is spliced from 11 exons.
AUGCUCUACCUGCCGGGCAGAGAUGACUGCAGGGCCGAGGAGGCCGUCGAGAAGAGUAAACACGUCGGCACGUGGCUCUGGGAACAGCCCAGCACGCCUAACAGGGCGCCCGCCGCGGCCCCCACCCCGACUCGUGCCUCACAGGCGACAGCCCCAGCCCAGGCAGAGUGUGCUGGCCAGGCUAGCGGGCAGCGGCUCGUCGGCAAGUCUGGAUCGGGAGCAGGCCAGCCGGUGGCUCUGAGCCUGCAGCAGCUGCUCUCUGCUGGCAUCCACACUGCCCUCUGUGCUCCCUGCUGCCAGCCCCCCUUUGACAUCCCACCUGCUGGAACCCCUGUUCCUCAUAGACCACCCAGUCUCAGGACACCAUCACCUGGUGGGGAGGUGGGACAGUUGGUGGGGGAGGCCGGGGAACGAGGUCUUCCCGGAGUCCCCGGGAAGGCAGGACCACUGGGACCCAAAGGAGACUGCGGGGAGAAGGGGACACGUGGAGAGAAAGGAGACGGGCAGCUGCAGUCAUGUACCACAGGCCCUCGGUCCUGCAAGGAAUUGGUCACCCGGGGCCACUUCCUGACCGGCUGACACACCAUCUACCUGCCCGACUGCCGGCCCCUGCCUGUGCUGUGUGACUUGGACACAGAUGGCGGGGGGUGGACGGUUUUCCAGCGGAGGGUGGACGGCUCUGUGGACUUCUAUCGGGACUGGGCCGCUUACAAGAAGGGCUUCGGCAGCCAGCUGGGCGAGUUCUGGCUGGGCAAUGACUACAUCCACGCGCUGACCGCCCAGGGGACCAGCGAGCUCUGGGUAGACCUUGUGGAUUUCGAGGGCCAACGCUCCUUUGCCAAGUACAGCUCCUUCCGGGUGGCGGGCGAGGCGGAGAAGUACAGGCUGGUCCUGGGCGACUUCGUGGGGGGCAGUGCGGAUGAGUGGGAUUCUCUGACGAGCCACAACAACCAGCUCUUCUCCACCAGAGACCAGGACAACGAUGGGAGUGCGUCUAGCUGUGCGGUGUAGUACCAGGCAGCCUGGUGGUACGCCGACUGCCAUUGGUCCAACCUGAACGGCCUGUACCUCGGCGGGGGUGGGGGGGCCCACGAGAGCUACGCCAACGGCAUCAACUGGAGGACAGGGAAGGGCUACCGCUACAGCUACAAGGUGGCGGAGAUGAAGGUGCGGCACGCCUAG